AUGGAUCGCAAUCCUGCCUGCAUCCUGUGCCGCGGUGUCAAGGUCAAGUGCGUCAAUGACAAUGACCUCAGUCAACCGUGCCAGCGAUGCCGCCGACUGGAUGUCCCAUGUGCAUACUCGAAAAAGCGCAGACGCUUAAAGGCUGGAGAACGUGCAGCUGAAUCAUUGAUACCGGCGACAAUCCAUCCUUCGUCGUCACUCACCUCAGACCGCGAGCGUGCAGGACCUACGUCCUCCUUGCCCGUCUCCGCCAUUGCAGCAGCCGACACCCCAGGCCAUCUGUCGCACCCUCACUCGCACGGACAGUCGCCGCUCGGGGGCGUCGGGCCGUCCGUCACCGAGUCCCAUUUGCGGCGUACCCUCCCACGCGCGUCGGCCAUCCCCGACGAUGCAGACAGCGCAAAGGGAACAUGGCAUGAGCUCGAGAUUGCUACAGGCGUCGAGGCAAGUCUUUCCGUGUCGACCGGCCGCCAAAGGCGCAACCUGUUGGACGAUCCAAUCGUUGUCGGAUACCUGACCGAACACGAGGGAGCGCGCAUGGUCGAGCUGUAUCACCAGUACCUCAACCCAGGUAUUGCUCUUCUGGACCCCUACCUCCAUUCAUUCACUUACCUCCGCGAGCACUCGGCGCUCCUCCUCUCGGCGGUCCUUGCCGUGACGGCCAAGUUCUUCCACAAGGAGCUGUAUCCACGUCUGGGAUCACACUCUCAGCGUCUCAUAUCCCGCGCCGUCGAACAAGGCACGUGUACAACAGCAAUCGUUCAAGCCAUUCUCAUUAUGGUCUAUUGGAAGGAACCGAGGGACACGUCCGCGUGGAUCAAAAUUGGACUGGCGAUCCGAAUGGGAUACCAGCUUGGGUUCCACACUGGCAACAUUCCAGACACGCCCCUCGACGACGAGCUUGCGCUACGCGAAAAGCUAGACCGGGAACGAACGUGGUUCGCGUUGGUAGCGUUUGACAAGACUUAUGCUGGUACAUUCAACCUCCCAAAUGCCAUCAAGGACAGCGAAUAUGGUGACAUGGAACAAUGGAUCAACGACCAUGGCCACUUGGACAUUGACAAUGACUUGCGCCUGUGCUGCUCCUUGGAAACCCUCGUCUUGUUUGACGGCGUUCGCGCAUGGCGAGCCGAAUGUCGCGCCUUGUCACCCCGCCAGGCCCUGCUGCAGGUAGAGGGUCUGUUUGAUCGGACGCAGCAGCUCUACGCCAAGUGGUGUAACCGCGGCCCAGGUCUCCCGCGCGGUUUGGGCGAACGACAGAAGGGUAUAAUCACCUUUGUGCUUCGACACGUACUGUUCCAACUACGCUUUGGCAUGCUCAACUUUGUUCCACCAGAGCAGGUUGAGAUGGUGCUUUCCGAAUGUGUCGACCGCGCCGCAGCCUACAUUGAAAUCCUGCGCAUCGUCACACGCAAUGGCACAUGGUCGUUCCAGCAAGACAUUGCCAGCGUCAAGACGGCUGCUUCUGUUGUCAGCAUGCAAUCGCUAUACUACCGUGUAUCCAGUGAACAGCGUCCCAUCGUCCUCGGCAUCAUACAGGAGAUGCACCAAUUGUGUGUCAACGUCGCGGAUAACCAAGCCAACUCGCCUAGUGCGUUCGUGGGGCGUUUCCUCGAGAAGGUUCUCAGCAACAUUGAGGCUGGGAUAUUGCAGGCUGAGGCUGAGGCCGCGGCAGAGCAAGCUCGAGUGCAAGCGCAAGCCGCAGCCCAAACCCAAACCGAAGUGUCAAUGGCUACACUUCUCGCCACCAAACGGUCGCGCUCACCGACCCCCGAGGUACCUGUCGCAGCCUCAGAGUCGAGCGGCCCGGUCGACCAUCUCGUAUUUGGCGACCUCACAGAGUUCCUUGGCAUGACUGGCAUGUCGCUGGGUGACACAGGCUCGACCGACGAACAGUACUGGUCUUCACUUAUGGCAACCCUCCCCCUCAGCAUCAACGACUUUGUGUAG
Apiotrichum porosum is the source of this 1950-nucleotide messenger RNA. RefSeq lists its product as uncharacterized. Gene Ontology annotation, biological process: DNA-templated transcription; regulation of DNA-templated transcription. Gene Ontology annotation, molecular function: transcription cis-regulatory region binding; DNA-binding transcription factor activity, RNA polymerase II-specific; zinc ion binding. Gene Ontology annotation, cellular component: nucleus. The transcript has 12 exons. NCBI's taxonomy places the organism in Eukaryota, Fungi, Basidiomycota, Tremellomycetes, Trichosporonales, Trichosporonaceae. The record is from RefSeq and is a predicted model, not a curated record. Bases 1 to 1950 code for a protein of 649 amino acids.